Melanotaenia boesemani (Boeseman's rainbowfish) is the source of this 2773-nucleotide messenger RNA. RefSeq names its product cell surface A33 antigen-like. The record is from RefSeq and is a predicted model, not a curated record. The transcript has 7 exons. Gene Ontology annotation, cellular component: plasma membrane. Bases 206 to 1573 code for a protein of 455 amino acids. NCBI's taxonomy places the organism in Eukaryota, Metazoa, Chordata, Actinopteri, Atheriniformes, Melanotaeniidae.
CAGAAUGUGCAGUGAUUGGUCCAGAGCACCGCCAGUUAUCCAAGUGGAGGUUGGCGCACCCAGCGGGCACAUCACCAUCAGGAUUUUCUUGGGUUUCGAUGCAAAUGAGCGCGCGACGGUUCCACUUCUCAAUUUCAUUUCGACAGAAACUACCAUUAAGUGAAGAGUGAGUGAAGAUUAGUUUGAUCAAACAAACGUUUUUGCCAUGGAGCGGAGGACUUCUUGCUUGGCUCUGCUGUUUAUUGUGUGGUCAGGUGUCGAUGCCAUCACAGUUGCCAUUCCUCAGAAGCAGUAUGAAUUUUUCAGAGGAGAAAACAUUACACUGCCAUUCACGUUCCAAGCCUUGAAUAAAAAGCCAUCACAAGCUUCCAUCACAUGGUCUGUUUUGGAUAUAACACCUGAUGCUGAGGAGGUCGUGAUUGCCUCUCACUAUUAUCCCGAUAAUAGCACUGACAUCACUUCGACAUAUGAAGGCAGAUUGUUUUUAGAUGCAAACGUCACUGCAGGGAAAGCUACCCUCAAACUUAACUUCAUCACACUGAAUGAAAACAAGAAGUUUGUGUGUCGUGUCCAGAUCCCAAAAGAUUUGGGCAUAUCAGCGGCCACUACACGUGUAGUGGUUCUAGCGGCUCCAUCUAAACCCAACUGUAAGAUCCAAGGACCAACAGAGUACGGCCAGGACAUCACCCUGUCCUGUUUAUCUGAUGAAGGUUCCCCUCCUCCUAUUUAUAAGUGGGAGAGUUAUGAUGUAACAAACCAGAAUCGCCCUCUACCACCCAAAGCCACUGACGUUGGAGGCACCCUGUCUUUAUAUAAUAUCUCCAAAGAUUCUUCAGGAUUCUACAUCUGCAGAUCAACCAACAAAAUCGGUUCUGCUUUCUGUAACGUCACUAUGACAGUCAUGCCACCAUCCAUGCAGAUUGGUUCCACUGCGGGAAUCAUUGGUGGAGUCCUCGCCUUUUUGAUCAUACUUGUCGUCAUCAUCUGUUGCUGUUGCUGCCGCAAAAAGAAGAACAAAGAGGAAUUUGCCAUGACGAAACAUGAUGCUGAAUAUCACGACGACAACCCGGAAAGACUUUAUGAGAAUUCAGCUGAUGGGGAAGAGAGGGCACGGGACAGCGGUGACCCCAAGGUGACCAUAUCGGACCCCAUUGAGCGGCGUGACAACUAUGGGGACAAGAGUGAGCGCUAUGACGACCGCAAGGACCGGCGGCAGGAUGACCAACGCAGCGACUACGAUGACCGGCGCAGCGACUACAGCGAUCGACGCAACGACGAUCGACGCAAUGACGAUCGACGCAACGAUAAUCGACGCAAUGACGAUCGACGCAACGAUAAUCGACGCAAUGACGAUCGCCGCAGCGACUACGACGACCGACGCAGCGACUACGACGACCGACGCAGCGACUACGACGACCGACGCAGCGACUACAAUGAUCGACGCAGCGACUACAACGAUCGACGCAACGACGACCGUCGCAGUGACGACCGUCGCAGAGACUACGAUGACCGUCGCAGCGACUACAAUGAUCGCCGUGAGCGCUAUGAUGAUGAUCGCAGAGAUCGUCAUUAAGUGGAUGGCGAGUGCUUUGAUGACCAUGACAGAUCAAGGAGUGACAGCGAUGACUGAGGUCAUCCAUCAAAUUCAAUCUCCUGUUCUAACUCCUGAUUCUGCAUGUAACUGGGGCAACAUUUUGGCCCAGGUGACCAAUCAAAGAGAAAACUAAGAGAAGAGAAGUCAUUAGGAGAAAAUGUUAAAGGUUGACUUGUUUAUUCCUACAAAUCUCAUAUGAUCUGUUUUUAACAGUGAGCAGGUUGGUGGAGUCCAGAGUCACAGGUUCUACUUCAGGUUUAAAUAAUGCAAAGGAUAACAUUUGUAUCUGUAUGUGCAAAAAUUGCAGGUUAUGCAGAUAUUGGGAGCUAGACAGACAUUUCACAAAUCCCCAAAACCUUUUUUUCAAAGAAUGUAAAAUAUUAUAAAAUUAGGCUUCUAAUUUUGUAUUUAGCAUUUGCUUAAUCUAAUAGGAGAAUUGACCAGUUCUCCCCUUUUUAUGCAGAUUAUUUGCUGCAAAACGUUUUUAACACUAACAGUUAAAAAAUAAAUAAAUAAAUCUGUUGCUAUUAGUAAAACUCAAAAUGUACCAUGAUAUACUCUGGCCUUGUACUUUCUCAAUAAAAUAUGCAAAGUGGGAUGCUCUUUCAUGUACAAGGCUCAUGUUUGACUUUUGGAACGUCUGAGUUUAACUUUGCCGCUCUUCUGAUUUGGUCACAUUCUGACACGAGGCAUUAUUUGGUACAAACAUUGAACCAGAAUGUGUUUCAUAAAUGUUAGAAGAAGUGGAAGUGAGCUCUGUUAGAUGAUGUUCACGUUUUAAUGUCAUGACCAUCCUUGUCUUUUUUUGUUAUUUGUUUUGUAUCAAUUUUAUUUUAUGCUUCUGCUUCUGGGUGUGGGUUUUGUUUUUUUUUAAUCAUUUUACGCAAAGCUACCUCCACACUAGACAAUAGGUUUUCAACAUUCUUUAGAUUUGCCCAGAUUGUUAUUGAAUACAGUUAUUUGCAUACUUUCUAUUUACAUGUAGAAACAAUCUUUUAUCUGUAAUGGAUGUUUUUUUAAGCCUUUUUUUUCUUCUUUCUUUUUUCACUGUGGUAUUCUAUAAAUUGGAACUACAGUUAUGCUAAUUGUUGGUUUUGAUAAUGUUACCACUGUUUCUCCUCUUUGGUUGUACAAAAAUGUUAUUAAAAAGAGGAUUAAAUAAAAUGAAUGAAGCAACAA